Molecule: messenger RNA, 5175 nt
Organism: Cynoglossus semilaevis (tongue sole)
Lineage: Eukaryota; Metazoa; Chordata; Actinopteri; Pleuronectiformes; Cynoglossidae
Gene: kdm2ab
Product: lysine (K)-specific demethylase 2Ab
Exons: 23
Coding region: 232-4065 (1277 amino acids)
Molecular function (GO): zinc ion binding; protein binding; DNA binding
Source: RefSeq, a predicted model, not a curated record
GUGUGUAUAUCUAUGUCUAUGUGUUCGUGUGUGUUAUUUGCCCAGCUGAAAAUGGCGGCUCGGAGCGUCGAGUCCUUCUAACUUUGUCCCACCAUAAUAAUAAACAUCAAACACACAUACAGCUACUAGCACAAUAACAUGGGGAGGAACUUUAGCGAGAGUCUUCGGGCACUCUAGCUGGGAGACAUUACUUUGGCUUCAGCGGAUAAAAGGAACUAAGACGCAGAGACCAUGGAGGAUCCUCAUACACGGUACAGCAAACGCCUGCGAACAGGUACGCGGCGACGAUAUGAAGAUGAUGCGAUCUCAGAUGAUGAAAUUGAAGGAAAACGCAUGUUUGACCUGGAUGAAAAACUGCAGUGUGAAAGAUUUGGCACCAAUUUGGUCAAACACAUGGAGGGCAAAGAUUUUACAUUUGAGUACAUUCAGAGGGAAGGGCUCAGGGAACCCAUUAUCUUUAACACACCAGAUGGCCUUGGCUUAGAAAUGCCGGACCCUGAUUUCAGUGUGAGUGAUGUCAAGGUGUUUGUUGGGAGUCGACGCAUCGUGGAUGUGAUGGACGUGAACACGCAGAAAGGCAUCGAGAUGUCGAUGGCUCAGUGGGGGCGCUAUUACGAGACGCCACCAUCAGAGAGGCAAAAACUGUAUAAUGUCAUCAGUCUGGAGUUCAGCCACACCAAACUGGAGAACCUCGUCAAACGACCAGCCUCGGUGGAUCUAAUUGACUGGGUGGACAACAUGUGGCCCCGACAUUUGAAGGAGAGACAGACAGACUCUACUAAUGCCAUCAUGGACAUGCAUUACCCUAAAGUACAGAAGUACUGUCUGAUGAGUGUGCAGGGCUGCUUCACUGACUUCCACAUUGACUUUGGAGGCACUUCGGUCUGGUAUCACAUACUCCGAGGAAGAAAGGUUUUCUGGCUGAUUCCACCCACACCACAGAACCUGGAGAUGUACGAGAACUGGGUUUUGUCAGGAAAGCAGGGAGACAUCUUUCUGGGGGACAAGUGUUACGAUUGUCAGAGGAUACAACUCCUCCAGGGCAACACCUUUAUAAUCCCAUCAGGUUGGAUCCAUGCUGUGUAUACUCCAGAAGACACAUUGGUGUUUGGUGGAAAUUUUCUGCACAGCUUCAACAUCCCAAUGCAGCUCAACAUUUACAGCAUUGAGGAUCGCACACGAGUGCCAACAAAGUUCCGCUAUCCUUUCUUCUAUCAGAUCUGCUGGUACGUCCUGGAGAGAUACUUGUACUGCCUCACUAAAACCUCACACCUCACACCUGAGUUCCAAAAAUACUCCCUUGGCAUAGGACUGACCAAGAGUGACAUCGAUCCCAGUCCUGGAAUAGACAACUCCAGUGGAGUUGAAGGUGAGCCUGACAAACCAGAGAUCAAGGGAGAAGCCGAAGAAGAAAAUGAAAAAGAAGAAGAAAAAGAAGAAGAAGAAGAAGAAGCUCCUCUUACCAAAUUUCAGCUGACGCCCUUUGAGCUGGAGGGACUCUGGAACCUUGUUGGGAAGCUGGAGGAGCUGCCACCACACAAAAAAUGUGUCCCUGCAGGAAUCCAGAAUCCACCAGCCUUGCUUGAGGACAUAAAAAAAAUUCUGAUGGAACAUGCCAGCGAUGACCCUAAGCUGUCCUUCACUGGAAAGCCCAUUGUUAAGUGGCCCAAAAGGCCGUCAUGGUACCACCCACCAGCCCCACCUCCACCCAUCCUUUACCGUCCUCGCCCAGUCUCUGUGCCGUUCAAGUCCAAGAGCAAGAAGCACUCCAACAUCUCUGCCUUGAGGCGUAGGCGAGUCAGAUGCAAGCGCUGUGCUGGAUGCCUCAGGUAUGAGUGUGGCUCCUGCCAUGCCUGUCAGGACAUGAGGAAGUUUGGUGGGUCUGGACGCAUGAAGAAAGGCUGCAUCAUGAGACAGUGUCUAACGCCGGCAUUACCCAAUACUGCUCGAUGUGCCAUCUGUCGAGAAGGCGAAUCAGAUGAAACAGGUCUCAGCGGUAACUCACUCAUGGAGUGUUCUGUCUGCUCACAAAUUGCCCAUCGUCAGUGCAUCAAGGAACCUGGUGAAGGAAAGAUCAACAAAGAUCUGCCAAGCUGCUGGGAAUGCCCCAAAUGUUACCAAGGCAAAAGUUCAGGAUCAGAGUCUUCCAGUGAUGAAGAGAGUGGAGAGUCAGAAGCCUCAUCCUCUUUGGGGGCAAGACAGAACAAACCUCAGUCAAGACCCACAGCGCCACCACCUUCGCAGAAGCUGUUACUGCAGCAUGAAGAGAAUCGAAAAAGAGCAAGUGCACUGGAGCUCAGACUAAAAAAGAAGAUGAAGCUCGAGCGGAGCAAACUCUUAGUGAAACAGUCAUCACUAGAUCGUUCUUCCCGACUUCUAAGUUCCAGGCUCUUGUCUCGGUUGCGCUCUCCCACCAGCAGGCUGUCUCAGAACAGGGGUCGAGGCUCCAUGUGGAUGAGCAGCUCCCCAGGAGGAACAAGGUCAUUCCAGCAGCUGCAGCAACAGUCUUCUCACAGUCUGCUACUUCAGUCUAAAGGAGAACCCCGUAGAGGGAAGGGUAGAGGUGUAAGGCUGCGAGGAGGAGGAGCGGGAAGAGUUGGAAGCAGAAGCCAUGGAGACCUUGAGGAGGAGAGUGAAGAUAGUAGCAGCAGCAGCACUAACAGCAGCAGCAGCAGUGAAGAGGAAGAGGAGAGGGAGGAGAGCAACAUGGGAGGUGGUGAUAAAGAGAACCAGCCUCAGUCGGAAAAAGGAGUCACCAAAGAUGGAGAGGAGGAAGCCAUGGAGGCGGCCAACGCAAACUGUCCAGAAGAGGAAGAGGAGGAGAUGGAGCAGGAGGGACAAACAAAGGACAAGGACGGCUCCUAUCAGAAAGUGACGCUCCAAAGGCCAAGCAAGGCCAAACAGGACCCGUCAGCCAUCGUUCCUAAACUGGAGGCCAUCACCCCUCAGACUGCUCCUUCCACGAUACACAAACCGAUAAGAAUCCUUCCCAGACCACCAAUCAGAAAUCGAGGGCCCUGUCCCAAUCAGCACUCCAGCAGACGAACACCCCCACAUUUACGCAGUGGACAUGCAGCUACUCAUAACCCCCAUCCAGAGAGACCGGAGGCCACUAAAAAAACGAAGACUAGCAGGUCAGCCAAAAUGAACAAUGGAGCUUCCUGUUCUUCAUCAUCAGACUUUACACACCCCAGAAUCCCUCUGUCCACGCUGCAGGGAGGAGGCGGUGAAGCAGACCGGGACAGUGGACUGAGUGGCCCAGGGUGUGAGAGGGAUGUAUGGGUGUCUGUCUUCCGCUACUUAAGUCGAGCAGAUCUGUGCGUCUGCAUGGCUGUGUGCAAGAACUGGUACAAAUGGUGUUUAGACAAGCGGCUUUGGACGCGGAUUGACCUGAGUGUCAAGUGCACUGUUACUCCUCAGGCCCUGACCGGCAUCAUAAAAAGACAGCCUGUGUCACUCGAUCUCUCAUGGACUAAUAUCUCAAAAAAGCAACUCAACUGGCUGGUUGGCCGACUGCCCGGGCUGAAGGAUCUAAUGCUGGCAGGAUGCGCGUGGUCGUCUAUAUCUGCCCUCUGCUCCUCUGCUGGGCCUCUUCUCCGUUCCCUAGAUCUGCGAUAUGCAGACGGUGUCAAAGACCCUCAGAUCAGGGAUCUCAUCAGUCCUCCAGGCUGUGACAAUCGCAGUCAGCUGCGGACUGUGCAGUGUUUGCGACUUGCUGGCCUGGAUAUCAGUGACCCCACCCUACGCCUGGUGAUCCGUCACAUGCCCCAUUUAACAAAGCUGGACCUCUCCCACUGCAACAGCCUCACCGACAACUCCAUCAACCUGCUGACAGCAGUUGGUUCAUCCACCAGAAACACACUCACAGAACUGAACCUCGGAGGCUGCAGUAAACUGACAGACACGUGUCUGAAGUAUCUCCGCCGCUUCUCUUGCAUCUCACUUCUCGACCUGCGAGGUUGUGAAGGGGUUUCCCGUAAGGCCUGCGAGGCCUUUAUUUCCGAGCUGUCGGUCAACACACUCUACUGCCUAUCAGAUGACAAGCUGAUCCAGAGGAUAUCCUAAACAAAUGCCUCUUUAGUGGAGGGGCAGAUAUGGGGUGGCACAAGUGAGGGCAGCGGGUCCAGACAUGAGUCUGGGGGACACAGUCACAGGCGGAACCACUUGGCAGGUGUUAUGGACACGGGGAUGCCACAGCUGGUCACGGUCUUUUCUUUGUUUUACACACUUGCCUGUGUACCUUAAAGACACUCAGGAGCUGUUUUAAGAGGGAGUUAAGUUGGGAUUAAAUGAUGUGUGAAAAAGCAUGUUGCUAUAAAGUCUUAUUUUUCAUAUGGCACAUUUAAAUGUAUUUGAUUUCAGCUUGUUGGUGCUGCAGAUAGAUUAUUUUUGUCCAGAUUUAAGAGAGCAAUUGUUACAAAGUCUAAUGAUGGCUUUUUUUCCCUCUUUGACAUGAGUGUAAAAGGUGACACCUUUUCCACACAUUAACUUGGGAAAGUGGGUCACUGGACUGGCCUGUGUUUACCAGCUGUGUGUUCAGCUCAGUAAGGUCUUCUUGUACAGGCCCAGUUCACCAGUGUCAGUGAUGCGUCUACAUGGACUGAAUGUGGUGGUGCAGUACAGGAAAAUAGAAAAAACCCAGUGCAGUGGACUUGGACACAUGGAAAGGGGUGAUUUGCACUAAGUGUACGGGUUUAGCCAAGGAUAUGGUGUCUGAUUCAAGGUGCAUUUUUAAACAACCAUUAGACUUCAGGUGCUAUUCUUUCCAAACUCCUCUUGUUUUGUUUUUGUACAGAGACUAUUUAGAGCAAAAAUGUUAAUAAUCUAGAUGAAACUGCUCCCUCACACCUCUUUGAUUUUUUUUUCUUCCAAGAAUGAGAUAUGUAUAUGCUUUUCUUUGAUGACAUGGCCAUGUUUUAUUCUUUUGAGUGGGGGUGUUCUUGUUUCUUUCUUUCAUUCAGGUCCGGUGGUUCAUGAUCUUUGGUCUCCUCUCAGACUGCUCUCCUUUUCAAUGAAUAUACUUAUAUAAAUAUAUACAUUUGUGUAAAUGUGUUUUUCCUCUCUUAGAUUGCCACCACAACCGGGGUCCUGUAGCAAUGUAAUUAUUUUCAGAAGACCAUUUUCCACUUUAUGUUGUUAUUUUUCAAGAGAAAUAAAGAAAAUGCAAAUAAACAA